UUAAAAUUUUGAUAUUGCAUUGAGCUCACAUAGUCAAUGCUCUUCCAACACAACAACGUUGGGUUAUUCCAGUUUAUUUCCCGCCAUUUUCUUUCAAAGCCACACUUUUUCUCAACCAUCUCUAGCAGCCCCAGGCUGAACAAGACAUCAUGCAUUCAAUAUCUGAAGAGCUGCGAAUCCAUGACCCAUCUCAAACAAAUCCAGACCCAGAUCUUCCGGGUCGGGCUCCACCAAAACCACGACACCCUUAAUAAGCUAAUGGUCUUUUGCACAGACCCAUAUCUUGGGAACUUGCACUACGCUGAGAAAAUCUUCAGUUAUAUCCAAAACCCGAGCUUGUUCAUAUACAACGUGUUGAUCAAAGCAUUUGCAAAGAAGGGUAGCUUUAGAAAAGCCAUUUGGGUCUUUGGGCAAUUGAGAAAUCAUGGUCUUUGGCCCGAUAAUUUUACGUACCCAUAUGUUUUCAAGGCGAUUGGGUGCUUAGGUGAGGCUUGGGAGGGUGCUAAGGUUCAUGGGUUUGUGUUGAAGACUGGGCUUGAAUUUGAUACCUAUGUUUGUAACUCGCUUAUGGACAUGUAUGCUGAACUGGGCAUGGUUGAGAAUUUCAAGAAGCUGUUCGAUGAAAUGCCUGAGAGAGACAGGGUGUCUUGGAACGUUAUGAUUUCUGGCUAUGUUAGGCGCAGGAGGUUUGAGGAUGCUGUGAAUGUUUACCAGCAAAUGCGAAGGGAGAGCAGUGAGAAGCCUGAUGAAGCCACAGUUGUAAGCACUCUGUCAGCUUGUACAGCAUUGAAAAAUUUGGAGCUUGGUAAGAAAAUUCACGGUUAUGUUGCAAAUGAGCUUGGAUUUACUACUGUCAUUGGGAAUGCUUUGUUAGACAUGUAUGCUAAGUGUGGCUGUUUAAGUGUAGCCCGGCAAAUUUUUGAUGAGAUGCAUACAAAGAAUGUGAUUUGUUGGACCAGUAUGGUGUCUGGGUAUGUGAACUGUGGUCAGCUGGAUGAAGCUAGAGAGUUGUUUGAGAAGAGUCCCACUCGGGAUAUAGUUCUUUGGACAGCUAUGAUCAAUGGGUAUGUGCAGUUUAACCGUUUUGAUGAGGCAGUGGCUCUAUUUCGAGAGAUGCAAAUUAGAAGGGUUAAACCAGAUAAAUUCACUGUGGUUGCUCUCCUCACAGGUUGUGCUCAGUUGGGAGCUCUAGAGCAAGGAAAAUGGAUUCAUGGAUACAUAGAUGAGAAUAGAAUUUCGGUGGAUACAGUUGUUGGCACUGCUCUUAUAGAAAUGUAUGCAAAAUGUGGGUGUGUGGAGAAGUCUUUGGACAUUUUCUAUGAGUUAAAGGAAAAAGAUACAGCCUCUUGGACUUCGAUCAUUUGUGCGCUUGCCAUGAAUGGUAAGACAAGCAAAGCACUUGAGUUGUUCUUAGAGAUGAAACAAGCUGGAGUCUCACCUGAUGAUAUCACAUUUAUUGGUGUUUUAAGCGCUUGUGGUCAUGGAGGUUUGGUUGAGGAAGGCCGCCAGUUUUUUAAUUCUAUGACAAAGCAGUAUAAGAUUGAGCCGAAACUAGAACACUAUGGGUGUCUUAUUGACCUUCUUGGUCGAGCUGGAAAGUUGGACGAAGCAGAGAAAUUGAUAGAAGAAGUCCCUAAAGAAAAUAAUGAGAUUGUAGUUCCACUUUACGGUUCUUUGCUUAGUGCUUGUAGAAUCCAUGGCAAUGUUGAGAUGGGUGAACGGGUGGCUGAGCGGCUGGUGAAAAUUGAGUCAAGUGAUUCCAGUAUUCAUACACUCCUUGCCAAUAUUUAUGCUUCCGCUGACAGAUGGGAAGAUGUAACAAAAGUGAGAAGGAAAAUGAAAGAUCUUGGAGUCAAAAAGGUGCCUGGAUGUAGUUCAAUUGAGGUUAAUGGGAUUGUCCAUGAGUUUGUUGUUGGAGAUCCAUCUCAUUCAGAAAUGAGAGAAAUAUAUUCUAUGUUAGAUAGAAUGGCAAGACCUUUGUUGGAUUCAGAAGAGAGUGAGAUUGAAAGAGAAAUCCUGGUUCCAGUUUGUUGGUGAGGAACAAAGCUGCAUUUUCAUAAUUUUGGAAGCCACAGUGGAACUAUGAAAAAAAAGUUUUAAGACAAUUUGCAGUUUGCUCAACAAUAAACAUUAUUUAAUGGGAAAUUCUAAAGGAGUGGUACAGGUGCUUAGUCUUAACAACUUGUCAGGACUCGUGACCAGAGUCUGUCAUUAUUCAUAUGGAUAUAAAAAGAAUCCAUUUAUGUUAAUAAUUACAUCUAGACAUCAAGAGGAAAGGUUCUGACAAGACACUAGCGUAUUCAUUAUAGAAACCCUGCUCUACUUACCAGAUUUUUGGUCAUGUUGGCUUUGGGUCUAUGCAUAUUGAUGUCAAUAGUUCAUCAAAUUUUGUUUACUUAAACUACUACAGGGGUGAGAAAUUUUUCUGUAGUUUAUUGUAGAAAAGUGUGGGUUUAUGGGCGUAAAUGUUGUAUUUCAUACUACAAUAUUAUCUCUUCUACAAUUUUGUUUGCAGAAUAACUUCAAUAUCUAAUCAAAAAAGUGUGAUGGGAUCAGAUAUUUUGGUUCCCAUGUAUAGAGAAUUUGUUUUUCAAAUUGCUUGCUCUCCAUAAAGUCCAAUAUUUUAAGCAUAAUACAAAACCAAAAAACUGCAAUGUUCUCCAUAAAAACCAUUCUCGGUGCAUUAAUGGUUGAACCAUUAAUGGAUAUGUGAUUUUGAUUCCAGCAAAUGAUAUAAUAAUGAUUUGAUUAUUGUGCAGUAUGGACUAUUUGGUGUGCAGUUUGACAGUCUUUGUGCUUAUGCAUAAAUGGUGCUGGAUUUUAGCAGGAGCAUCUUCGCCACUUGCAGGAUGCCCUACAAUGCAAAGACUAACAGAGUCUACGCAUUGAGAGUAGAGGGAGAGAAACAUGGCAAUUUUUCAUGUUGUAAAGGAUGGGAAAUUAUUUUUUUAGUAGGAUGAGGCGUAAAGAAGAGAGGGAAAUGGAAUGGUGCUGCUUUCAUCUGUAAAAAUAAGGAAGGAAGAAGGGUUAUGAUGGGCUGUUUUAGUGGGACCGUAAAGCUGAAACAGGAAGCUAUAUGAAUAGGGAUUAGAGAGGCAUUGCUGGCUGCUUAGGAUAAGGAAUUCCCAGAAAUAAUUUUGGUAGCAGAAAAGGAAUUAGUUAAUCUUGUGCAGGGGUAGAAGCAAGCAGAUUGGAGACUGAGGAGUAUAUCACUAUUUUGCAGGAUAUGGAAGCAUUGAGUAGCUUUACUAAUGUCUGGUUCAAGCACUUUGGAAGAAGAAUAGUUCAGGAGGUGGACCAGCUGGCUAUGGUAGUUGUAAAUUUGACUUGGGACUGUAUGUAGCUUAUUGGAUUAGAGUGGAUAUAGUAGUAUUUGUAGUAGGGUGUUGAUUUAGUUGUAUCUUA
Messenger RNA from Quercus lobata, 3405 nucleotides. Its product is annotated as pentatricopeptide repeat-containing protein At1g31430-like. Gene Ontology annotation, biological process: RNA modification. The coding region runs from base 37 to 2037 and encodes 666 amino acids. Gene Ontology annotation, molecular function: RNA binding; protein binding. NCBI's taxonomy places the organism in Eukaryota, Viridiplantae, Streptophyta, Magnoliopsida, Fagales, Fagaceae. The transcript has a single exon. The record is from RefSeq and is a predicted model, not a curated record.